This is a messenger RNA of Galendromus occidentalis (western predatory mite), 624 nucleotides long. Its product is annotated as LON peptidase N-terminal domain and RING finger protein 2-like. The record is from RefSeq and is a predicted model, not a curated record. Lineage: Eukaryota; Metazoa; Arthropoda; Arachnida; Mesostigmata; Phytoseiidae. Gene Ontology annotation, biological process: ubiquitin-dependent protein catabolic process. Gene Ontology annotation, molecular function: SUMO-ubiquitin ligase activity; ubiquitin protein ligase activity; SUMO binding. The transcript has a single exon. Gene Ontology annotation, cellular component: SUMO-targeted ubiquitin ligase complex. Bases 1 to 624 code for a protein of 207 amino acids.
AUGCCCCCGGAGUCGGAGGAAGAGCCGGCCGUCAGCGGAGUUCAGCCGGAGUCCAGCGAAGUUCAGCCGGUAGAGGACGGUCGUGCGGAGCCGGGAGUCAGCGGAGUUCAGCCGGCAGAAGACGGUCAGGCGGAGUCGGAAAGCAGAGCGGUGCAGCUGGCGGAAAACGUUCUGGAGGAGUCCAGUGAGGAAGAUGACGACGAGGAUCCUUUCUUCUGGGGGAGCCGUCCCUUCGACGAACCGGAGGAGGAACGGCCGGUCGAGCAGCCGGUGGUGGAGGUCCGGCCACGUGAGGGCGAGACGCCGGCUAUGACGGCGCGGAGGGUCUGGAGCCAGCGAGUGGCGUCGUCGGAGGAUUCGUCGGCGGAGGCGAGGACGGAGUGUCCACAAUGCCCGGCGGAAUGGACGGAGGAGGCCGUGCGCAACUUCCGGAUGAUGGCCCACUACAAGUGCGCCAUAUGCUUCUUGGUGCCGGAAGACCCGCAGACGACGAAGUGCGGGCACUUGUUCUGCUUCCUGUGUCUCGCGAAGGCGUUGAGGCAAAACCCGGUGUGCCCGACGUGCAGGACGGAGUUGAGAGGUGAAGACGCAGUGAAGAACCUAUAUCUGUACGGUAGCCGGUAG